UCAAAAUACUAACAAUGUUUAUUUCGUUAAGUGAAAGAAAAUUUACGAUAAACUUAAAAAGAACAUCGCACAAUAGCCUAAAUUGCUUCCCUUAUAAUUUUUGUAGGGAAUGGUUUUGUUGGUGCUGACCGCAUACUGCUGAUUGCUGAAGUGCUGGUCGCUGAGGUUAGUUAGUCACGCAAGAUGUUGCAUUGCCUUAAAAACGGCAGUUGCUUCCGCGAGCACCUCAUUCCGCGCCAAACAGCGAUGUCGGAGGUUGCUACUGGUAGUCCAGUUGACGAAGAGUGCUUGCUCGAUAUGGACGCGUGUUAUGAAACAUUUGAUAAAGAUGGAGAUGGCAAGUUAAACCUGGAGGAGUUUAGAUUGAUCUGCAAAGCGCUGUUCCGCAACGACAAGGGAUACAUCUACCCCCUGGACGAGGACAAGGCGCGCCACAUCUUCCAGGUGUUCGACAAGAAUGGCGACGGCUUCGUUGAUAAGGAGGAGUUUGUCUUCUGCUGGAACCAUUGGAUUAAAGUGAUAGUACGUCCUGUCAGUGCGUUCCUGAUAGUGGACGUCCAAAACGACUUCAUCUCCGGCACUCUCAACAUCAGCAAAUGUAACGCGCAGCAAGAUGGCAGCGAGGUGGUGGAACCUAUCAACCGUCUGCUGGAGUCGGUGCCGUUCGACUGCGUGUUCUACUCGCUCGACUGGCACCCGCCUGACCACGUCUCUUUCAUCGACAACGUGCACAUGCGGGAGCUACAUCCCUCAAGCCCGGUGUCAGCGGAUAAGGCCCAGGCGUACGAUACGGUGAUAUUCGCGGGGCCGCCGCUCAUGAAGCAGCGUUUGUGGCCGCGCCACUGCGUGCAGGACACGUGGGGUGCUGAGCUGCACCAGGACCUCAAGGUGGUAGACACCGCGAUAAAAGUUUACAAGGGCACGAACCCAGAGGUGGACUCGUAUUCAGUGUUCUGGGACAACAAGAAACUGACCGAGACUAGUCUGAGCGCGCAACUCCGGCUGCGUGGCGCCACUGACAUAUACAUCUGUGGGAUAGCAUACGACGUUUGCGUUGGUGCAACGAUAGCGGACGCACUCAGCAUCGGGUAUCGCGCCGUGCUGGUGGAGGACGCGAGCCGCGGAGUGGACGUCACCGACAUGGAGCGCACCAAGAGCACCAUCCUGAACAACCACGGGCUUAUCGUCAACUCGGAUAACGUUUUGGCGAUGGUGGAGGGGCGUGAUCGUCGACCAGAACUGGGCUACAAACUCGCAAUGGAACUCAAAUCAGCAAUGGAGGAACAAGAGUAAACAGGUCGCAGAGCGCGGCAUGGAACUUGAGCGGCUAGGGAAACUAAGGUCCCCUAGCACACGGCGCAUUUUAAACGCGCUGACAACGCACGUACCUAUACGCGCUUCAAACGACAUUUGAACUCAACCUGGUAAGCUAAUCACACGGGUUGAUCGUGAAACGUGGAUCUACUGCGCGUAUACCCGCAGAUACGGUAGCGCUUUGGGCGCUCGAUACACAGUAAAAUAUCAUUGCAACUGCGGCGCGGGCGUUUCUUACUCGCGCGGUGACUACGCGUUUAAAAUACGCCGUGUGCUAGGGGCCUAAUGCGUUGGCGCGAACAUUCAAGGUCAGUGUGUAUCAAACACCUAAUUGUUGUGAGCCCUGUUUGUACAAAUCUAAUAGAUUAAAAUAUUAACUGUAUCAAUACACUUAUUCUGUGUCACAAUCAGUAACACUGCUCAAGUUCCGUGUCGUGUCAAAAUUUCGCGCAUUACUUGACAUAUUUAUUUUAUUAUUUAUACAUUUACUUAAGGUUAUAUUAUGGCGAUGGUCGAUACACCGAGCCAGUUUAAUUCCAUGACAAGAGAGAUUGUUAACGUUAUUGUAUGUUUUUUUCAUUUUUUUUAAAUCAAUUCAAAUCAUCUUUAUUUGCAAGAUAAGGUAAUAGUAAGAUGUUGUUGGCUUAUAAUUAACAGGUGCUCUUAUCCUAACCCAUAAUGCAUGCAAACUUAUAGUGGAAUACAUAGUCAGUUCACGUUUUAAUUUCUGUAGCAAUUAUAAUAUACUGUACUAUACUAAAAAACGAUAUACAUCCCAAGCAAACUUAAAUUAACAUGAAUCAUACAUUAGUUAUUAUUUCAUAGCAUUAUUCAUUUUAAUUAUGUCAUUAGCUACACAAUGAUAUUGAGUUCAGUCGAAGUUAAUUUUUAUUAUUUACUAUUUUAUCGUCAAGAAAAUCUUUUAAUGAGUAGUAUGCUUUUUUUAUUGAAUAAGAUUUGAGUGAUGUUAUCAAUAAGAUCUGAGAGAAUUAAUUAAAAGUCUAAACACAUUAUCGGAUUUGGUACGGACGAGCUAUUUGAUGCGGUCUGAUAGCGAACCAUAUACUGUGAUAAGUCGCAUUGUAUAUCGCACAAAAUUAUUAUCUAUUAUUGCCAACCGGACCGUACCGAGCACAACGCCGGACCAAUCAGUCCGAUGGCCAUACCAAAACCAGCCAUGUGUUUUUAGGCUAUAAGGUUAGACAUUAAUUAACGCGUAGGUAUCGAACGCCAGCUGUUCUUUUUGUUAACAUAGUUUUAAUUCACGUUUUUUUUACAUCAUUUCUAUGAGAGUAUGUGCUGCAAUGCCGCUUCUUGAAAAACCCGAAAAUUCUGAGCGGCACUACAAUUGCGCUCGUCACCUUGAGACAUAAGAUGUUAAGUCUCAUUUGCCCAGUAAUUUUAGUAGCUACGGCACCCUUCAGACCAAAACACAAUAAUGUUUACACAUUACUCCUUGACGCCGUUGUGGUACCCAUAAUCUUGCCGGCAUCCUGUGCAUAGGAGCUUCCCUAUGGUAAAUGAUAGCAUCUUGUGAGUGUUUCGUCUCUCUUAGAAAUCUUUAUAAAAUAUUACUUACUAGAGGUUUACUUUUGUUGCUACAAAUCAAUCAAAAAUCUUUAGAACGUUUUAGUUGGAAUGCAAAAGAAUGUUACUAAGUAUUAAUAUUUUUAACGGUGCGUUACAUUAACCUCAACUGAAGUAUUAUCAAUAUAUAACUUCUCCUCAUCUUUUUCGAAUAUUUUUGUCAUAUAUUUUCCUAAUAUUGUUUUAAUUUUAAUGUAUUCAUAAUGUCGUCUCUCUCAUAUUUUACAUGUGGAAAAUAGAUCACUUAGUAUUAGUGUAGUCAUAAGGAUAAUUGCCUAUGAAUUUGAAUCUAUUCUUGUACCUAAUAGAUAAUAAUAUUGUCGUAAUGAAUCGCUUAUGUGCUUUCAAUGUAGUGUGAUAUACUUUAUGUAUGUAUGCGAAUAAUUAUUAUGUAGGCUACUUAAUUUAUUUUAAAGCCCCGAAGCAAAGAGACGGGUAUAAGUUUGACAUGUCUAAUUUUACCUAUUGUCUAUGGAACCGUAACUUUCAAAUUCAAAUAUUUUUAUUCAAAAUAGGAUGUGACAUCACUUAUGGAAAGUCAAAAAACUACCACCCAUUCCAAAAUGAAUGCCUCAGACCUGAGAAGAAUGGGCGCAACAAACUCAGCGGGCUUCUUUUUUCAUCGAAUAAAUAUGUUUACAAAGUGAUAUUGUACAAUUAAACUUAUUAUUUAAUAGCCUGAGGGCGGUCACUCCAUUCCCAAUCUGUGGUAUCAUUAAGAAAGUCAUUUAUGAUAUAGUUACCUUUACCACACAAACGUUUUUUAACAAUUAUUUUGAAUAACGUUAUACUUUUGUUUUGAACAUUUUCUGGGAUCUUGUUGUAAAAGCAUAUACAUCGCCCCACAAAAGACUUACUAACUCGACUUAGCCGAGAAGUAGGCAUCAUAAGUUUAUGUCUGUUCCUGUUAACAUUAUGGUUAUGACAGUUUCUGGCAAAUUCACUUAUGUGCCUAUGAACAUACAUUACAUUAUCAAGAAUAUAUUGAGAAGCAACAGCCAAGAUGUUAAUUUCUUUGAAUUUUGCUCUCAAUGAUUCUUUCAAAGUCAUGGACAAAUUCCAAGAAAAAUAUUGUUGUGGCACCCAAAGCAAUAGAUUUAAACUAUCACACGUCGAUAUCAAUAAUAAACAUGUAAAAUGCCAAUGUGACAAGUUUUAUAUAGAGUUUUUUUUUAAAUUUAAAUACCUAUUAUUAUUUUAUUUCUUAAAGUAAAAGUUUACAGUUCUGCCUAGAUUAGAGCACAAGUAUGCAGCAUGCUUUGCCCACAAAUCAUAGACAAAUUAAAAGUUCUUUUAUAGUUUGACUAUGACUUAAUAUUAUUGUAGGUAUAGAUUUAAAUAUUAAUAAGACCAUAAACUUAGUAUACCAGCCUAAUAGACAAACAGUCUCCUUAUUACGGCGAGACUAAAUUUAAAAUGUUCAUGUGUGCUAGUUGUACAGAUGUGUUAGUGGAUUGUGUAGUAUUUUGCUUUUUAGUACAAUUCCUAUGAUAAUUAUCAUCGGCGUCAUAUUCACGUAUACAAUAUUUUAUUUUCUAACACAAUAUAUUUGUUUUAUUAAAUAUAAUCUUUAGGAAAUAGAGUGCUUAAGUACCUAUAUAAAAUGUAAUAUUUAGUAUUUCAGUGUAUAUCUAUGUUCUCCGAAAAUAAACAUCAUGAAAGUAGUAUAUGUAAUAACACAAUCUUAUACAAAACACGACACCGUUAUAUUUUUUAAUUAAUAUCCGUUAAAACACAGAACAAUAACGAUUAUAACACUAAAAUUAAAACGCGGUCCAAUUUGACAGGAGACUAAUGGACACUAAAUUGUUUCAAAACGAUUUCAUGGUCUUCAUCUAUUCCAACCCUUUCUCACACCUAGGUUUUUAUGUAAGGAUAGUAAGUCACUGUCACACAGUGUUCGUCUAUUACGCUAGUAUACUAAGUUAAUGAUUAAAACAAACCCAAAAGAAAACAUUUAACUAUAUGUUAGUCACAAAUCGUACUUACGAAGCACGUUAGUCUUAGUAUAUCAGCCAUUCCUACUAUUUUUACGUCGGAUGAGAAUACUUUCUGUCAUAAAACAGUCUUGAUCCCUUAUGGCACGUCGUGACUUCUAACAAUGUGAUGAUCAGCUACGAACAAUCGCGCAUAUUGAUAGAGGGAUCUUGCUGACGUCAAGUUCAGCCACUUCAAAAACCAGUACAGUUUACAAAAUUGACGGAUCAAUAUAAUAUCUUGCUUUUUUACUGUUGUGUAUUCAAAUUAGUAUUCGGUUAAAAAUAAUGAAACUUCCUGAGUGUAUUGUCAUCCGACCUAUAAUAUAAUAUAGCGAUUAAAAGUUAGUGAGAAAUUAUUAGAAUAGGUAAGAUUGCAUUUACUUAACUUAUUCCUCUUGAACCCUAAAAUGAUAAUAUAUAGAUAAAUGUGUACUUAUUAUUAGCUAGAUAUAUGUAUUAUAAAUUUAAUUUAUAAUAUAUUUACACUAGAUGUUCGGAUUUAAAAUUAUUUAUUAAACGCGUUGUUUUAUUGUUGAAGUUGUGUUUUUCUUUCUGGCUUAGCGCCAGGCAUGUGCAACGCUUGAGUCUGUCCAACGAGUCGUGGCAGUCGAAAUACGCGAAAAUUAAAAAAAAAUGGGCUCGCAACAUUAUGUGGAAAAUAGUUUUGAUACUUUGAUUAUUUCUGAGUUUUCUUAUCUUGUAAUAUACGUACUUUAUUCAUUGACAAAGUAAACAAAAGGUAAAUAAUGUUUUUUUAAUCAAAAAAGGAAAUAAUAAAUAAAAUUUUAUGAAUAUUCAGUACAUCUCUUACGUGAUCUGUAUACUUUUUACAGUCUUCUGAAAAACAGUAUUUUAUUAACUGCUGUAUAUGCUAUUAUAAACUAUGCAUUAGGAACAAACCCAUUAUCUGAACCAGCAGAACUAUAAUGCCGUUUAACCGUUUACCUGCAGAGAUUUUUCCGAUCACACCGUUGGUUGAUGGACUUUGAUUACAUACAAAUAUAGUUUAUUAUCAUAACAAGGUUAUCAGUAAGUAAUACUUGUCAUGUUUGAUAUUUUAAAUAUAGGUUUCCAGUAGUCACUGAACUAUCAUCCUCAAUAAUUAGCCUUAAGAGUUUCCACUUUAAUUGAUUGCUUUUUCCUUGAUCGUCAUCAGUACUAUUUGAAUCCAAAAUAAAAUAAAUUCCAAGUAUCAAAUUGUUUUGAGUUACGUAAGUAUCGCAAAUGAUUUCAUCGAAUUAUGACAUGUUUCUUCUUGUGUUUGAUUUGCAUUACUUUUAGCACGAUCGAAGUUAUUUAUCAUUUUAAAUAACAAGCUACUACUAUUGCUUUUAAUGUUAAACGCGAGAAAUAACUAAAAACACACAGUUGCGAUGUUACAAUUUUAAACUAUAAAUAAAAAUAUAGUGUUGUCCGAUAAAGAAUUCGUUUAAAUUAUCACGACUCGCUGGCAGGGCUAGUAGGGAAAAUGUUAAGAUUAUCUGAACAAAAUAAAGAGCGAAAACAAAACAAUAAUGAACGGCUAUCCAUCAUAAUUAUCUGUCUGUCACUUUAACCAAAAUUUUUACAAAUAAUUCAAAUUAAAUAUACACUCUCCCUGCCCUUUUUUCGGCAAACAGGAAAGGUUUUAUUAAUAUUUGCCUGCGCACGUCGGGGUUCCCGUAUAAUUAUUAAUGUGGCGGUAACUAUGCUAAUGAACGUUUUUAGAAUUAGGUUUUAUCAACCUACGUAUGGCUAUACUGCGUAAAUUGAAAACUGUUUUGGCCUAUGGACUUGCAUCCCGUGCCACUAAAUAAAUUAAAAAAAAUAUGAAAACUGUUUUCUUUUAAUAUUUUUUUGUGGUGAUAUGCUAAGGUACAUUUAAGAAAUGAAAAAGUAAUUAGCUAUAUUGUAUUUCAGACAUUUUUUAUUUUAAACGCAACGAAGAGUAUAUAAUAUUACAGUUAUUGGUGACAUGACAUCUCAUCAAUUUGUAGACAAUAUUGAACGUUAGGUACUGUUAUACUUAUGUAGCAAAACAAUUCAUUUUAGUGCUUAUUGCAAUGUUUUAUAAGAGGUUGUUAGUGGUCUAGUAUAAAAUAUUGUAAUAAACCUGAUACGAAUCGUCUUCAUUCUUAUGUGUUAUCAAAAUACAUUAAAUAAAUUUAUGAUCAUUGUGAAA
This is a messenger RNA of Leptidea sinapis, 7041 nucleotides long. RefSeq lists its product as uncharacterized. NCBI's taxonomy places the organism in Eukaryota, Metazoa, Arthropoda, Insecta, Lepidoptera, Pieridae. The transcript has 8 exons. The record is from RefSeq and is a predicted model, not a curated record. Gene Ontology annotation, molecular function: calcium ion binding. The coding region runs from base 184 to 1293 and encodes 369 amino acids.